Pogona vitticeps (central bearded dragon) is the source of this 1382-nucleotide messenger RNA. It is a transcript of the gene CFAP36, whose product is annotated as cilia and flagella associated protein 36. Lineage: Eukaryota; Metazoa; Chordata; Lepidosauria; Squamata; Agamidae. The record is from RefSeq and is a predicted model, not a curated record. Gene Ontology annotation, cellular component: axoneme; ciliary base.
GGCGCCUGCGCGGCGCGUCCUCUCGGUUGCCUUCUGUGACGCCGGUUGCCUUAGCGACCGGAACUUCAAGCGGUUUCCCUUCCUCUCUUAACCGUUGCCCCCGGGGUUCUCUCGGGGCUGCCCCCCCUCCUUUCCUUGGGUUCGCGCAUGCUCGCUCUUGGUUGGCCCCCGAGCCCGGGCACCCGGUGUUCGUGAGGGAGCGAAGGCAGGGCAGGGGAGAUGAGAUGGCGGCCGAGGGGGAGGCGGAGGCUGAAGUGGAGUGGGUGGUAGACGGCAUCGCCGGCUUCCUCCGCAGCCCCGCCUGGUCCAUCCCCAUCCUGGAGUUCAUGGAGCAAAAGUGCGAGGUUUUUGAUGAUGAAGAAGAAAGCAAAUUGUCAUACACUGAGAUUCAUCAAGAAUAUAAAGCUUUGGUUGAAAGGCUCUUAGACAGUUACCUUAAAGAAGUUGAAAUUAAUGAAGACAAAUUCCAGGAAGCUUGUACGUCACUACUUGCCAAGACUCAUACCUCUCAGGCCAUUUUGCAGCCAGUAUUGGCAGCGGAAGAUUUUGGAUUGUUCAAAAAGAUGAUGGUCCAGAAAAACAUUGAAAUGCAGUUACAAGCUAUUAGAAUAAUUCAGGAGCAAAACGGUGUGUUACCUGACUGUUUGCAAGACGGGUUUGAUGCAUACACUGAAAUUGAAGAGGAAGAAAUGAAAAUAUUAAGGGAGGUUCUUAGAAAAUCUAAAGAAGAAUAUGAUAUAGAACAAGAAAAGAAAAGAACUCAAAGCCAAGAGUCACACGAUAAACAGACAUCAUCUGAAGGAGCCCGGAAAUCUCCCAGACAUUUACGUGAAAGCACUGACACUAAAGAAUAUGUGGAUCAGACUACAAAAACUUCAUCAGGUCCAGAGGCAAAACACAAGGGUCCAUCUACCCGAGAAUUGUGCUCUGUAAAAGCGAAGGAAAAUAGUUGCAAGGUGGUUGGAAAUUGUUCCAAAUAUGUAGCAAAACAACCCGGGAUUGAAGUACGAAAAUUAUCAGAACUUGGAGCACAAGAGCUCAGGGAGCGUGAAGACUAUCUAAAGCAGAAACGAGAUGCGUUGAUGGCCCUGAAAAAGGAGUCAAAAGCCAGUACGCUGCCACCACAAAAUACUACAGAACAGAAGGAAGAGCAGUUGCCUUCUAAAGAGGGAAUGACAGAAGAGGAAGAACAAAAGUUGUUAAAGAAGAGAAUCCUUGCAUCAAAACUAAAAGAAGAAGUCAUUAAUAAACGAUAGCUUAGAAACUGCUUUUAAGAAGAGCUGGGAAUAAGAAUUACUUUUAGUAUAUACAGUAUUUAACCAUGAACUGAAUUCUUUGCUUGCAAGCAAUCUUAUACAUUAAAUUGAUUUCAUAUAGUACAA